AUGGCAAGUGAGGAAGAGAGUUUUCUUACCUUAGUGCAUUGUUCUGGGAAAAUCCAAAAAACUAAAAGAUAUGGUGUGAAGUUCACUGAUAGAGAACCACUAAGUAUUUUUAUCAGUUCAUCAAGCACUUUGUCAGAUUUGAAGAACAGCAUCUUGCAGAAGUUUGGGGUGUUUGGUAGCAAGUGGGUGAAGAAGCUAUUCUACAAAAUUUUCAUCGCAGUUGUCUCGACCGGUGUUAAGUAUGAUACCUUUGUGCUAGCGGCUGAUGAAGAUAUUAGGGUUCUGUUCCAUUGUGUUAGGAGUUUUCCAGAGGUCAGAAUACACGAGUUGUUCGCGAAGUUGGAGGUUGGUGUCAAUAGUUCUGGGGCAUCAGCUCCAGUUCAUAGCUCGACUGCCGCGGGAGGUGCGUCUAGUUCGAUGCCUGUGGUGAGACCAUCCGUUCCGCUGGUAGCAUCCCCUUCAUUCACGGCUGAUUUAGAUCAAACAGAGGUUGUUGGUUCCGUACCUUUGGAGAAUGCAGGGGUCUUUGAGCAUGCAUAUGAGGUGGGCACCGGUGGUGGCUUGCUACCUGAUAUGCAAGGUUUUGGAGAACCUGAUCGAGUAGAGAAUGCAAUGUGUGACGAUGACUCUGAUCAGGAGCCUGUAGAUAUCAUUGGGGACGAUGAUGACACAGGUGCCAAUCCACAUAUUAGGCAAUCAUUCCAGAAUAAAGAUGAGGCUGUGCUGAGUGUGAAGGACUAUAGUAUCCGCCGAGAUGUUGAGUACAGAGUCAUCGAAUCAGAUCAUCUUAAGUAUCAUGGAAAAUGCAAGGAGUUCGGCAAGGGUUGUACUUGGUUGAUUCGCGUAGCACUGCGUGCACGAAAGGGCACUUGGGAGGUUAGGAGGUACAACGGGCCACACACUUGCUUGGCAACCUCUAUUUCCAGUGAUCACCGUAAGCUAGAUUACCACGUUAUCUGUGCAAGAAUUCUUCCGUUGGUUAGGGCAGAUGCUGUGGUCACGGUAAAGGUAUUACAACAAGCUACAGAAGCCGAUUACAGUUUCAAGCCUAGUUACAGGAAGGUUUGGAUGGCGAAGCAGAAGGCAGUGGCACAAAUAUAUGGAGAUUGGAAAGAGUCGUAUGCGGAGUUGCCACGUUGGAUGCUAGGGCCCCUCGUGAGUAUUGACGGUAUCCACUUGUAUGGCAAGUAUGGAGUGACGCUGUUGCUGGCGAUAGCGCAGGAGGGGAACUCGAACAUCCUCCCGAUAGCAUUCGCCCUUGUGGAGGGAGAAAACGCAGAGUCAUGGUCAUUCUUCUUGUCCAACCUACGAGCGCAUGUGACGCCACAGGAGGGUAUCCUUGUUAUCUCUGACAGGCAUAAUGGCAUCAAGGCAGCACUUGAGGCCCCUGAGACUGGAUGGCUGACUCCACGUACUUUUCGAGCGUACUGUAUUCGUCAUGUGGCUGCAAAUUUUGCCCUUACCUUCAAAGGUAAGGAUGCAAGGAGGAUGUUGGUGAAUGCUGCCUACGCAAAAACUAAAGCAGAGUUUUAUUACUGGUUUGACAUCUUGCGGACUGAGAAUCCAGCAAUGUGUGACUGGGCCAACCGUAUGGAAUACGACAAAUAG
Arachis duranensis is the source of this 1608-nucleotide messenger RNA. RefSeq lists its product as uncharacterized. Bases 1 to 1608 code for a protein of 535 amino acids. The transcript is spliced from 3 exons. Lineage: Eukaryota; Viridiplantae; Streptophyta; Magnoliopsida; Fabales; Fabaceae. The record is from RefSeq and is a predicted model, not a curated record.